Messenger RNA from Erythranthe guttata (spotted monkey flower), 1034 nucleotides. Its product is annotated as ER-based factor for assembly of V-ATPase. Gene Ontology annotation, cellular component: endomembrane system. The record is from RefSeq and is a predicted model, not a curated record. NCBI's taxonomy places the organism in Eukaryota, Viridiplantae, Streptophyta, Magnoliopsida, Lamiales, Phrymaceae. Gene Ontology annotation, biological process: vacuolar proton-transporting V-type ATPase complex assembly.
UCGUGCCUUAUAACCUGUCACGUCUAAUUGCAGAGCAAAGAUGACCACCGAAGCCAACGACGUCGUUUCACCCAAACUCUCAACCACAUCUCCGCCACCAGCCACCGCCACCGCCACGCUCACCGGCGGCGGCUUGAUCAUAUCAAAUACCGAUGCCAUCCGAUCGUUUAUCACCGGAGCCUCCACGGACUCCCACCUAUCGGAAGAUCUAAGAGACAUUGCCUCGUCGCUUAUUGCGCAGUCAACCGUACCCUACCGUUCCCUCAAAGCGAUCUGGUUCGGAUCCGAAUGUGAAACCCGACCCAAUUUAUCAUCUCUCCUCAACGGUUGCAAUUUCAUCUUUACCAGCCCCAAGCCCAGGGAAAAGAGUGAGGAGUUGAAGGUGAGAUUGAGAAAGCUAGAGGAAGCGGCGGAGAGGAAGGCUUACCAGGAAUUGGUGAAGGACAUUACUCCGAGAAAGCCCGUGGAGGAGCCUUUUUCUUCGUACAAGGAUCAAAUUGGAUUCGGGUUACACGUUGUGGUUACGAUGUUCACGGGAUACUUAGUUGGAUUUGCAGCAUUCAGAGCUUUGUUUAGUCGCAGUCCUGUUAUGAGUGCAGCUGGAGGCAUACUUGGUUUGGUCAUCGCCAUGCUGGUUGAGACACUGUUGUUUAUACUCAGAUCGUCUGACAAAGAUCGGCCACCUCCUUCUAAUACUUCCUCUUCUUCCACUUGGAAGAUAAAGAAGAAUCAAUAGGCUUCGAGACGAAAGAUUGUUUUGUUACUUAUAGUAUUUAGAAACAUUUACACAUGUUAUUAGCUAAUGUCUAAAUGUAAAGUUAAUACCUGUAAGAAGUGUAGACUUGCAGCUGGAAGAUUCUGGAAGCUUCCGAGUGGAACUGCUCUGAGUGACGAAAGUUUUCGUAGGGUUAAUUUUUAUUUUUAUAUUUAUUUUUAUUUUGAUAUUUUUUAAAAAUAUUUCUUUGAAAGUUUUGGUAAUAAGAUGUGUUUGUGAUACAGAAUGAGGUUUUGGUAAUACAUUUCUUUUAUUAUUA